Molecule: messenger RNA, 3909 nt
Organism: Colius striatus (speckled mousebird)
Lineage: Eukaryota; Metazoa; Chordata; Aves; Coliiformes; Coliidae
Gene: FAM234B
Product: family with sequence similarity 234 member B
Exons: 13
Coding region: 1-1872 (623 amino acids)
Molecular function (GO): protein binding
Source: RefSeq, a predicted model, not a curated record
AUGGCUACGGUGCUGUCACGGGCGCUGAAGCUGCCGGGAAAGAAGAGCCCAGACCUUGGGGAAUACGAUCCCCUCACUCAGGCUGACAGCGAUGAAAGUGAAGAUGAUCUGGUACUCAAUAUCCAGAAGAACGGAGGGGUCAAGAACGGGAAGAGUCCCCCCGAGGAGGUGCAGGACCCUGACUCUGACGUGGAGGUUGGGAUGACAAAGCAGCACACGUCAGAGAGCGCACCUGAGGGUUAUCCUGCAGAGACAGCUGGGAGUUUGGAGCAGAAGGCUGCUCCCUCCCUCAUGCCAUACCUGCGCACGGCCAUCUUUUUGCUCACUGUGGUGAUCUCGAUGAUUCUUGUGUUGGUGUGCGCUUUUCUAAUUCCUUGUCCCCCUAGAGACUUGCAUAACACCUGGAACCGCAACCUAGGUCAGGGAGCAGGUGGUGUGUUAUCCCCACUGGAGCUGUGUGAUGUGAACGGAGAUGGACUCCCUGACAUCCUCAUUGUCUUCACUGCCUUGAUGAAUGCUAGUGUCAUAGGUGUCUCUAAGCCCUCUGUAACUGCCAUGGCCCUUUCUGGGAUGAAUGGCAGCACCUUGUGGUCCAUCCAGCUUCCGGAGGAGACUCAGAGUGUGCAGUGCAAAGUGCUGUCACUGGGGGCAGCUGCAGAGCCCGUUUGCCUUGUUACAGGAACAUCAAAAUUCCUCAGCCUGCUCAGUGCCUCCACAGGCAAGACCAUUUGGACGCUGAACUCCAUCCACCUUUCAAGUGGGAUCCUGGCUGCACCAGCCGCAACUCUUCCAGAUAUAGACGGAGAUGGGAUCAGGGACAUUGUUGUUCUGGCUCUCCAGGAGACACAGCCUGAUGUGGUUUUCAUCUUGGUAUCAGGAAAGACUGGGACUGCUUUGGGUGGGCCUGUCAAGUACAGCACCAACGGAGAAGGGAAAGUGAUUGGCCCCCAAGUCCACAUCACCAGCCGGGGAGCCAUCUAUAUCCUGUUUGGCUUUGGUAAUGUUCAAGCAGUUGCCCUGAGGGAUAUCUUUACCCAAGCCAGAAACCGGGACAGCUCUCCUGCAAUGCUGCAGCAGGAGGAGCCCGAGUGGGAAAAGCGCAGAUCUGUCAACCUGUCAGAGCUCAUUGACAUUUACAGUGGUGGUGUUGACUUCCUGCAGACAAUGAAGACACCUGACACAAACUGCAGCAACCUUCUCAUCACGACCAAAGAGGGUUUGAUCCUACUGCAGGGACAGGACCUGGAGCCCCGCUGGACCCUGGAGCUGCGCAACAUCAGCAGUCAGCCUGUGCCUGGUUACUUUGGUGCUGACCAAACUCUGGACUUCAUGCUGCAAGCACAGACCGGCGAUGGGAACAAAAAGGUGGUGGUGAUAGAUGGCAAAUCCGGGCUCCCUCUUUGGAACCAGAAACUCCCGUGGCAGAAGCAACAACUCGAUGCACUGUCAGUCAUGACUUUGGACAAGAAGUCUGUUUUUCUCUUCUGGGCUGAUGAAGCACAGCCUAUGUUACAAACUUCGCAGCCUGGUCCCAGACCUGAGCGCCCAGCGCUGCACCACCUCUAUCUCCUCCAUCCUGUUUUUCCUACAGUCCUUUUGGACCUCACCAAUGCAACAGACAAAGUCAUUGCUUCAGCAGUUGGAAUUAACGAUGUCCAGAAGGAUGCAUUUCACAUCACUGUGACAACAACUGCAACCUCUGAGAAGCAGCCAGGAUUUCUCUCAGUCAGCAAGCUGGGCCUGAAGUGGGCCAUGAUGAGUCAAGGCCGAAUGGUGUGGCUGAAGGACACCACCACUCCCAAAAUCAGCCGUGGAGAAGUGAGGCGAUUUCUUGCCCGGCUCAAGUUUGUUGACUUUCCUCAGAAGCUCUAAGCCGGUGGUUCCUCAGAUUUUGGUUGGACCUGUGGCCUGUAUGGGGAAUACAGGAAGCUGCUCCGAGAAUCUUCAGGAAGACUGCUCUGUAGAGGGAACAGGGGCUGAAAGCACUUACCCUUUCUUCAGCUCUCUGGGGAAUGCUGCUGGAGGCAGGUUUGUCCCAGGCAGACCUGACCUGUACCAGAAGAACCAUGUUCAGCAUCUCCCCUCCAUGUGCUGUUCUUGCAUGCUUCCUUCCAGGUAACACAGAAAUGUGAAUUUAGAAUUUAUAUAAAUAUAUAUAUAUAUAAAACCGGGGUUUAUAUAUAUAUAUAUGUGUGUGUGUAUGUAUGUAUGAAUUUAUACAAUAUAUGUAUAUUUUUUGUAUGUUUAACUUAUGAAUGAGAUUUAGGACACACCUUUUUAUGUCCAAACAGUAUUCCCAGGCAGUCAAACAAGCUCUAGGCCUUGAGUGGGCCGUGAUGACUCAAGGUAAAUGGUGUAGCCAAAGGACACCAUCUGCUUUAGUGUUUAUAUUUUUUGAGAGAAGCCUCUGUCUGGCUCCUGCAAGGCUAGUCUUGUCUACAACCUUUCCUGUGCUCUCAAUUUCCUUCUGCAUUCUGUCCUUAAACUCACAGACAGACUAGCUCUGUGGCUGAAUUACCUGAUCUAAAGAAAGAUGGUCCCUACACUAUUUGCCAGCCCUUGCACUUGUGUAUUUCUUUCCCCAGUCCCAAGUUCAGGACCGAUUUGUGUGGGUGAUGUAGCAGCAAAAGGUUCACAUCUUGUUUCUGUCCAUCACUUAUGUUUUUUAUGCAUCCAGAGUGUCACUGUAACAUCACACUGCAGUUCAGUGGGCUGACUCCCCCUUUGCAAAUGCAUCACAGCCCUUUUGGGAUAGAUUCCCAGCAGAUCUCCAGUGGCACUGUAAAGAUAGAUCCUGUCACAGCAAAGCUGAUUCUUGCAACACUGCUUCAGGAUUUAGAGGCUCAGACAGAGGCAGAACUGGAAAGCUUUUCUGUGUGUUUUACUCCUGUUCUGGGCUGGCCAAUACCAUUCUCUUGCCAGCCCAGCCCUGUGUGCAAUUCCAGGGGGAACAGGCGCAUUUGCUCACACGGUGUUUAGUGCUUUGAACUGUGCCUGUGAGUGUGCCAUAAGUCUCCCAUGUUAUAGAGCAUCUACAUGAAUUUUCUGGUAUAGAAAGCAACCACUUUGGUGCCCCAGCAGCUCCCCACAGCACAGGGCAACAAAUCAGGAGCUGUUUUCCUCGUAUGCCUUUCUAGGUCUGACCUUUGACAGUAGUCAGAGUUGGGCCACGAUGGGAAUUGCAAAGGACUCUUCUGUCCUCCUGCUGACACGUGCCCCUUUCCAGCCUCCCUGCACUUCCCUGGGAGUGCUGAGGUGAUGGCAGGACUUUGACCCUUCCUCCAGAUGGGCACAUUUCCCAUGGGUUUGCUCUCCUGGGUCCUUGACACCUCUCCCUGCUGUAUGACCUGCUCUCUUCUCUGUCCCUGCAGCUCCAUAUAAAGCUUCCAGGAUGGCCCUCCAGAAUUAGCUGCAAGCCCUAAGGCUGGUCCUUGGGCCCCGCUCUCCUAAUGUCAGAGCCUGUGAACAGUUUGUAUAUGUUUAAUAGUAUUUUUGUGUAAAUAGCUUUGUAUAUAUACAGUUUAGCACAACUGUAGCAGCGUCUCUAGGCCUGGCAUUUUCCUCCAGACAGGGGUUAGUGUUGAUACAGUUAAUACAGCUGCAUAAUAGGGUCUAAAAGUGUGAGGACCAGUAAGAUACGAGAAUUGAACAGGAGUGCCCCUUCCCUCCUGUAUAGCCACCACCUUGCUGGGAAAGGUGAAAUGGCUGUUACCUGACGUAGUUGUUAUCCUGAGGUUCUUGCUGAAAGAACCACUAUUCAAGUGCAGUGACAUUAGCUCCUCCAUAAUGUGAAUUCCCCCUGCCUGCACACACACACAUCCCCACUGUGAAUAAAGAGUCUGUCUGUAUAUUGUUGGGAAAAUGUAUUUGAACUGUGAACUGCAGUGGAGCAAAUAAAUACUGUGUACA